Scedosporium apiospermum is the source of this 957-nucleotide messenger RNA. Its product is annotated as 3-hydroxybutyryl-CoA dehydrogenase. The record is from RefSeq and is a predicted model, not a curated record. Bases 1 to 957 code for a protein of 318 amino acids. NCBI's taxonomy places the organism in Eukaryota, Fungi, Ascomycota, Sordariomycetes, Microascales, Microascaceae. Gene Ontology annotation, molecular function: NAD+ binding; oxidoreductase activity, acting on the CH-OH group of donors, NAD or NADP as acceptor. Gene Ontology annotation, biological process: fatty acid metabolic process. The transcript has 3 exons.
AUGGCGAGCCCAAUCCUCCGUGUACAGAGCCGUAGGCUGGCGUCCCAGGUCAGGAGCUUCAGCUCCACUCCCCGCCAAAAUGCUGCCACCGUGAAGAGCCUUGGUGUUAUCGGCUCUGGACAGAUGGGUCUCGGUAUUGCGUUGGUGGCUGCGAACAAGGCUGGCGUUCCCGUGAAGCUGGUUGAUACGUCUAAGGCCGCUCUGGAUAAGGGAUUGGCCUUCGCAGAGAAACUUCUUGCAAAGGAUGUGGCCAAGUCUAGGAUCACCCAGGAACAGGCUGAUAAGGCUCGCUCCCUCCUGACUCCUCAUACCGCUCUUGAGGACCUCUCCACCGUCGACUUCGUCAUUGAGGCCGUCCCGGAGAUUCCCCAACUCAAGUUUGACAUCUUCUCCAAGCUUGCGCAAAUCUGCCCCAAGCAUGCCAUUCUGGCCACCAACACCUCUUCCAUCUCCAUCACCAGCAUUGCUGCCGCCACCACCAAGGAUCCCAAGGACACCCAGGCUAGCUCCCGUGUCGUCUCCACCCACUUCAUGAACCCCGUCCCCGUGCAGAAGGGUGUUGAGAUCAUCAGCGGACUUCAGACCUCUGCCGAGACCCUCGAGACUGCCAUCGAGUUCUGCAAGGCUAUGGGCAAGAUCGCCUCGGUCUCUGCCGACUCUCCCGGCUUCCUUGCUAACCGUAUCCUGAUGCCUUACAUUAACGAGGCUGUCAUCUGCCUCGAGACCGGUGUCGGUGACCGCGACUCGAUUGAUGCCAUCAUGAAGAACGGCACCAACGUCCCCAUGGGCCCUCUCCAGCUUGCUGACUUCAUUGGUCUCGACACUUGCCUCGCCAUCAUGAAGGUGCUCCAUGAGGAGACAGGCGACUCCAAGUACAGGCCUAGCGUGCUGUUGAGGAAGAUGGUGGAUGCUGGCUGGCUUGGCAAGAAGAGCGGAAAGGGUUUCUAUGAGUAUUAA